Messenger RNA from Xylaria bambusicola, 933 nucleotides. RefSeq lists its product as uncharacterized. The record is from RefSeq and is a predicted model, not a curated record. Lineage: Eukaryota; Fungi; Ascomycota; Sordariomycetes; Xylariales; Xylariaceae. The coding region runs from base 1 to 933 and encodes 310 amino acids. The transcript has 4 exons.
AUGUCUCCUCUGUCGCCUGAAGACUUAUCGGCCUUAUCGCCAGAAUACCUUGAUGAGACGAACAAUCCCGAGAGGCUGGAAGGUGUUUCUAUCUUAUUUAUAACCCUCUCAACUAUUGUGUUCUCUCUUUUUGUCGUAUCACGAGCGUUUUGUGCCCCCCGCAACACAUGGGAAACAUGGGCAUUGUACCCCGUAGCUUAUAUAGCGACACUUUCGAACUGUAUCAUCUGCCUUUUACUCGAACUCAUCACCGGCACCGGUCGGCGCACGGCCUAUCUACUACUCUUCGCGCCUGACAAAUUGACUUUAUAUGAAAAGCUCCGAACAGCAGUCGAGUUCACGUACGUAUUAGGAACGACGCUACCCAAAAUUGCGAUCCUAUCAUCAUAUAUACGGCUAUUUUCAGAUCGUAAGGUCAAAUUGCUGUCUUGGAUCACUAUCGCAGUCAUCAUUCUGCAAAUUCUCGUUUUCGGUUUCAUCGUCUACUUCACGAUUUGCCGGCCCUUCUCUUAUCAAUGGGACCACAUCCCCAACAUACUGACAGACCUGGCUAUUAUUGGGCUUCCCCUGCCUACCCUAUUUCGCUUGCAGAUGGGAAAGGCCGAGAAAAUUGGUGUUGUCGUCACAUUCCUAACAGGAGGCUUGGGACUUAUCACCGCCAUCAUCCGUUUUGUGGAAUUCUACACGGCAGAUCUAGCCUCAGACCGUGUCUUCUAUAGCGUUGAUACUUUCUUAUGGACUGUCAUUGAACAAGGCGCCUAUUUCAUUUGUUCCUGCUUUCCGGGUACACGGGCUCUAGUGAUCACGGUACACGGGAAGCUGAGGCGUGGAAUUACCCGGCCAAGUCAAGCAAAAUCCGAAGUGAAUAGCAAUCACGGUUCCCAUAAGCCCAAUGUCUCUCAAGAAACAGUAUCGAUCUCUUCAGCGACCUGA